UCCAGUAUGGCUUUCUCCAUUCUCUGUGCAUCAACAGCAACUUGCAAUGUCAUCCCAACAACAGGCAUUACUCGUGGCUUCUGCGGCAAAAUCUAGUGGAUCCCAUACCAUUCCUGCAAACGCACAACCUGGCUCCCAUUCUAUUCAGCACUUACCCGCCCGAAAUGGGCAAAACAUUGGUCGCCAAGUUCCUGGAAGCCUGAUUGGAAACAGCUAUUAUACACUCCCGGUAGGGAAUACAGUUCCUUUCCAAACAUCAAGCAUGUACAGGACGAGGCCAGUAACUCCAGUUAAUGGUGUCACAAACAUCAGAGCUAACAAAUUUUCAUCAACGUCACCAAUAUCUUCUAUCUCUUCAACUAAGUCAGGAAGGGAUUUUGAUUUCUCAUCGUUAACUCAAGGAUUGUUUACCAAACAGUGAGCAGGUUCUCCUGCAGCGGGUAAAUCCACUUUAAUCAAUCAUCAGUACAGAAUGAAAGAAAUUGAUGGAGAAUAAAUGGGGCAAUAGUAUUUUAGUUGAUUCCUUCCUAAGAUGUUGAUUUCAAUUGUAUCAGUAGGCCUUGUCUCAAUAAAAUUGGUUCAAAUUCCAUCGCAUGAAUUCACCUUCUUGUAGUUGCUUCUUGUGGUUAGGCCUUUUCAUCGCUGUUAAAUGACGAAAGCUAGGAUGUAAAAAAGUUCAAUUAAUGCAACAGGCUUAUAGCUCAAGUUAUUAAA
Malus domestica (apple) is the source of this 714-nucleotide messenger RNA. Lineage: Eukaryota; Viridiplantae; Streptophyta; Magnoliopsida; Rosales; Rosaceae. The record is from RefSeq and is a predicted model, not a curated record.